Messenger RNA from Metarhizium album ARSEF 1941, 1599 nucleotides. RefSeq names its product Amino acid/polyamine transporter I. The record is from RefSeq and is a predicted model, not a curated record. The transcript has 10 exons. Bases 1 to 1599 code for a protein of 532 amino acids. NCBI's taxonomy places the organism in Eukaryota, Fungi, Ascomycota, Sordariomycetes, Hypocreales, Clavicipitaceae. Gene Ontology annotation, molecular function: transmembrane transporter activity. Gene Ontology annotation, biological process: transmembrane transport. Gene Ontology annotation, cellular component: membrane.
AUGGCUGCCGAGGGGAACGGGGCAGGCGAUGCUCGGUGCGACCCUGAGCAGGAAUCGACAGCUGACGCGCGAAUACUGGAGAGUCUGGGCUACAAACCUGUCUUGCAUCGAACGUUGAACCUUUUCCACAACUUUGCCACUACCUUUGCGGCCCUGUAUUUCGUCGGCGGCGUCCGAGUCACGUUUGCCACGGGCAUUGCCGCCGGCGGCAACCUCGCUUACUGCUUCGUGGCUACGUGCGUCUUUACUUUCAUGACGGCAGCUGUCAUUGCCGAAGUAUGCUCGUCGCUUCCCCUGGCCGGCUCCAUCUACCUGUGGGCAGCAGAGGCUGGCGGUCCACGCUUCGGGCGUGUGUUCGGCUUCGUUGUUGCGUGGUGGAGCACCACGGCCUGGACUACCUUUUGUGCGAGCAACUCUCAGGCGGCCGCCAACUACAUGCUCUCUGAAAUGGUAGUUUUCGACCUCGACUUCCCCUCCGACGCAUCCAACGUCAAGUUCCGAGCUGUCCAGUGGAUCACGACGGAAGUGCUGCUCGCCAUGGCCGCCAUUUGGAACCUCUUGCCUCCUCGGUAUUUCAAGUGGAUAUUCUAUCUGUCCACCUCGUCCGUCAUGCUGGACUUUUUGUUGAACAUGAUCUGGCUCCCUAUUGCCACCUCCAAGACAUUCGGCUUCCGCUCUGCGCACGACGCUUUCAUGACCACGUACAAUGGAACCGGAGCGCCGGCCGGUUGGAACUGGUGUCUGUCUUACCUAGCCACUGCGGGUGUCUUGAUUGGCUUCGACGCGUCUGGCCACGUUGCCGAAGAGACUCGGAACGCUAGCGUUGCGGCAGCUCGGGGAAUCUUCUGGAGCACAGUCGUCAGCGGAAUCGGCGGCUUUGCAGUUGUCAUCCUUUUCCUGUUCUGCGUGCCGCCAUCAGACGUAUUUUUUGGCUUUGGAGGAGCACAGCCAUUCGUGCCCUUGUAUGCGGCCAUCCUGGGUAACGGGCGACACAUCUUGAUGAAUGUCAUCUGCAUAGUCGCCCUUUGGUUUAACACCGCCAUUGCCGUCCUUGCCGCAUCACGACUCGUCUUUGCCGUUGCCCGCGACGGUGUCUUGCCAUUCUCCCCUUGGGUAUCCAGGGUGGUUGACGGACAGCCACGAAACGCAGUCAUAGUCGUCUGGGCCGUGGCGUCCAUCAUCACUUGCACGAUUCUGCCGUCGUCCGUGGACUUCACGUCCUUGGUGUCGGCCGCCGGAGUGCCGUCCGCCGCGGCGUAUGGACUCAUCUGCAUUGGCCGCCUGUUCCUCACGCCCAACACCUUUCCCAAGGCCGCCUGGAGCCUAGGGCGCCUCAGCAAGCCCCUGCAGGCCGUUUCUGUUGCAUGGAACGCGUGGGUGGUGGCUGUGCUUUACUCGCCGUAUGCCUUUCCUGUUUCGGCGGCGACGUUCAACUAUGCGCCCGUCAUCAUGGCCGUGGUGACCAUGUUUGCCGUGCUUUCGUGGUGGCUGAUUCCCGCAGAGCGGUGGCUGCCCAGCGAGCGGAUUCGACGGACGCUGAACGCGAGGGCGCCAGGCAGCCAGCAGCGUUUUUCAGCGCACCAAAUGGAUCGAAAUUAG